AUGCUGUUACAUCGCCUGUUCGAGCGCUGCGCGCAGCAGCACGCGGACCGGGACGCCAUCGUGUUCCAAGACACCACGUUGACCUACCGAGACGUUAACACUGCCGCCAAUCAACUAGCUAGCCACCUCCGGCAGCUCUGCGGACCUGGACAGGGGGCCGAAAAUGGAGUGGUGGCUCUCUGCUUGGACAAGAGCCCAGGAAUGGUAAUCGCCGUCAUUGCCGUUCUGAAGGCCGGUAUGGCCUGGGUGCCACUUCCCGUGGCCGCUCCCCCAGCAUACAUCCAAAAGAUUUUGGACGCGACACAACCCCGCCUCAUCAUCGCAUCGCAAGCUACGCAGCAUGCCGUCAGUCAAGCAGACGGUCCUGCGAUCUUACCCCUUGACGAUGCCCCGACGGAAGCGGUCAUCAAAAAGCUCCCGGAUACUGACCUGCCGGUGGAGGACGAACACAUCGGCCCCGGCGCGCUCUGCCACCUCAUCUUCACCUCGGGAUCAACAGGCACUCCAAAGGGUGUCAUGAUCGAACACCGCGGGAUGGUCCACAGCAUCCAGCACCUAACCGAGAUGUUCGAGCUCAACCAAGACACCCGCACACUGCAGUUCGCGACCUACACAUUCGACCUCUUCGGUGGCGACGUGUUUAUGACCUUCCUCGCUGGCGGCUGCCUCAUCAUGGACACCCUAACCAACAUGAUGUCCGACCUACCCGGCUUCAUGCGCCGGCACGGCGUCACCUACUCCCAGCUCACGCCCACGGUAGCCUCGCUGGUACGACCCGAAGACGUGCCGAGCUUACGGCUGUUUGUCUCGUCGGGUGAGCCGAUGACGGACGAGGUGUUGCAGCGAUGGGGGCGCGACGGGAAUCACGGGGGCAGGAUUCGGCUGCUCAAUGCAUAUGGCCCGACGGAGACGACCAUUAUUUGUGCUGUGCAGGAUAUGACGAGGCCGGCAGGGGUUAUGAAGCCGCAGUAUGUUGGGCCCGGGCUACCGGAUUUGGAACUUGUUCUUGUGGACCCGGACCCGGACAGCGACGCCGCAGUGGAUGGAGAUGUUGCCCCGGGGACAGUGGGCGAGCUCUGCAUUGCUGGCGUGCAGUUGUUCCGCGGGUAUCUCGGCGAGCCGGCUCCGUCGUCGUCGUCGUCGUUCUUUUACCGCGGCGAUAAGCGCUUCUACCGCUCUGGAGACUUGGGAAUGUCGAUGCCUUUGAACCCAGAUGAUCCUGACUCUGAGCACACUAUCCAUCUGCUGGGCAGGCGGGAUCGGCAGGUCAAGGUGCAUGGCGUGCGGUUGGAUCUGGGCGAUGUUGAGAACGCCGUGGCCAAGUUUCCAUUCGCCAACCACUGCGUCACACUAGUGCCCCAAGCCGGCGUGGUUGAAGGGCGUCUAGCCGCUGUGAUAUCGUUACGGGACGGUCCCGGGGGACUGGGUACCGAGCCCUGGGAACAUGUGGCGGUAUCGACGACGGAAAGCAAAGGAUGGGACCUGUUACUGCCAAUGGCGGCCAGCCAGCAAGAUGUGCUGCAGCAACUUGUCGCUACGGUACGAGCGACGGUGCAGCCCCAUGCCGUCCCGAGUGCCUGGCUUGUCGUGUCGGAGUUUCCGUUGACGACGAGUGGCAAGAUUGAUCGGAUGGCGAUCCGAGGGUGGAUGGAUGCCAUCUCGGAGGAGGUUUUCGCACGGUCGGUGCAGGCUUGGACGAGCACCGGCCAGGGCGAGGUUAACAAAGCGAACGGGGACGUGGAAGGGGGCCAUCAAGAUGACGGAGAGGACGACGAUGCUACAAUGUCGCCUACGACGCGACAGUUGCAGCAACAACUCAUCGACAUGUGUAGCCGGGUGCUGGGGCUGCCCCCAGCCACGAUCAACCCGCGCGUGUCACUGCUACAGCUGGGACUUGACUCGAUGGCCGCCAUCCGGCUCGUGUCCAUGGCCCAUCGCGAGCGCAUCCACUUUUCGGUCCAGCAAGUGCUCGGCAACACCUCGGUGUCUCAGCUUGCGCAAGCCGUUUCCCUAUCGCCUGAUUCCUCCCGCUCGGCUGAGGACACCCGCGACGACCUAAGCACACACGACGACAACGAACCAUUCGCAUUAGCCCCCGUCGCCGCGGAGGAACUACCGGCCUUGCGAGCCUCCGUUGCUGAACAGUGCGGUGUGGAAGUCGACGACGUGCUGGAUAUCUACCCUUGCACCUUUGUACAGGCUGGUAUGAUGAUGCUAUCCAAGUACAUGCCGGGCGCCUAUGCCUCUGAGAUGCAGUUUGACUUCAGCCCGGAUGUGGACCGAGAUCGGUUGCGUCGCGCUUGUCAACAGCUGGAGAUAGUGGUGCUCAUCCUGCGCGCCAGGUUAGCCGGCUUGCCGGGCCCGCCUGGCUCUGCUGUGCAGGUUACCAUCCGGCCCGACGCAGCGACCGCCGGCGGUCGCGGUGACUUCGACAGCCCCAUGUCGUACGGUGACUCGCUCAGUCGGUUCCAAAUUAGGGAACCCAGGGAUGGCAAAAAGGGAUUCGUUCUUGCAUGGAAAGCCCACCACUCCGUGUACGACGGUUGGGCGAAAACCCUCCUCCUGCGCACGCUCAAGCGGCUCUACGACGCCGACGGCCAGCCCAUCAAUGACGAACCCCCCGCGCCGUCAUUCCGCUCCUUCAUCCGGCAUAUCACUGACGACACACACAACCGGGAAGCCGAGCACCUCUCCUUCUGGCGCGACUAUCUGGACGGUGCCACGGUACCAAACAUCCCCGCGAUACCCGCAGACCAAGCGCCGACUGCGUCGCUCCCGCCGCGCGAUCCCGAAGUCCUCAAGUACACCAUGGCCGUGGACAUAUUCUCCACCGCGCGCCAACACCGCGUCACCCCCAGCACCGUCCUGCUCGCCGCAACCCCCUUGGUCCUCGGCACACACGCGGGUUCCGACGACGUGACACUGAGCGUCGUGCUUUCCGGCCGCAACAUCCCCUUCGACGGCAUCGAUCGUGUCAUCGGCCCGGUGUUCACCGCAGUCCCGUACCGCGUGCGCUGGGACGACCGCUCCCUCACCGUGAGCGAGUUCCUCGCCACGCAGCAUCAAACGUCGAUCGACAUGAUCCCGCACGCCCAUUUCGGGUUUGCCAACAUCAGGAGAGCGAGCGAGAGCGCCGAGAAGGCUUGCCAGAUCCGGUGUACCCUAAUCAUCCAGCCGGUCGGCGGCGAUGACGUCGGUGCCCAUCCGGAUCUUGCGGGCUUUCUUGCGGAGCCCACCGACGGCCACAGUGCUGAGACGGUAACUAGCCCGCUGCAUAUUGAGUUUAUUCCGGGUGCUACCGCCAGCGAGGGGGUUCGUGUCCAGGUGAUGUUUGACUCGGCGUUGAUCUCGCGGACGGAGGUGCUCGGCAUGUUGCGGGAGUUGGAGCGGAUCAUAAAUCAGAUGGGGGCGGCUGCUGGGUCGGAUGGUGGUCCGUCGCCGGCUGUGGUGGAUGUUGUGGCGGAUGCGUUGGCGGAAAUUGAUGGAGGUUCUGGGUGA
Messenger RNA from Dichotomopilus funicola, 3498 nucleotides. RefSeq lists its product as uncharacterized. The transcript has a single exon. Gene Ontology annotation, molecular function: phosphopantetheine binding; catalytic activity. Gene Ontology annotation, cellular component: cytoplasm. The coding region runs from base 1 to 3498 and encodes 1165 amino acids. NCBI's taxonomy places the organism in Eukaryota, Fungi, Ascomycota, Sordariomycetes, Sordariales, Chaetomiaceae. The record is from RefSeq and is a predicted model, not a curated record. Gene Ontology annotation, biological process: secondary metabolite biosynthetic process; amino acid activation for nonribosomal peptide biosynthetic process.